Entrophospora sp. SA101 is the source of this 630-nucleotide messenger RNA. The record is from the annotation of a GenBank genome assembly. Lineage: Eukaryota; Fungi; Glomeromycota; Glomeromycetes; Entrophosporales; Entrophosporaceae.
AUGUUUAAACGUAAAUCUAAUUCACCACCACCUCCAAAACCUUUAACCUUUAACAAAAUGUUACAAGAUUUGAAACAAUUACAACUUUACCAAGAACAACAAUUAAGUUCGACUACUACAAAAGAUGAAAAUUAUGUUGAUGACAUUUUGGAUUUAAUUGACGAAUUAGAGAUUAAUCCACCACCAACAAUAUCUUCAUUACUAAGUCAACUCAAUUCGCUGUAUUCUUCAGCAAUGGCAAAUACAACAGAAGAAAAAGAAACAGCAAUUGAAUCAACAUAUGAUUUAUGUACAAAUUUCAUAAAUAUAAAUGAUUAUUUGAAUAGUUCUAGACCUCAAUUAGAUAGUUUGGGAUUAGAAAUUGAAUCAAUCAGAAAGGAAGUAACUGAGAUGAUUGACAUAUUAAACAAUGUUGUAGAAGAUCAGGAUGAUGUUGAUAAAGAUGUGGUAGAAGACGUUGAUGAUGAUGAUAUUGUUGGUGGUGGUGGUGGUGGAUAUAAUCAAAGGUUGAAGGGAGAGAAAGAAAAUUUGAAGAAAAAGAAGGCGGAGGAAGAUAAAGAAAAUAUUAGAGACGGUGAUGAUGAUGAUAAUGAUGACGAUGAUGAGGGAGGAUGGAAAACCGAUUGGUGA